Strongyloides ratti is the source of this 1908-nucleotide messenger RNA. Its product is annotated as Kinesin-like protein at 64D. Bases 1 to 1908 code for a protein of 635 amino acids. Gene Ontology annotation, biological process: microtubule-based movement. Gene Ontology annotation, molecular function: microtubule binding; ATP binding; microtubule motor activity. The transcript has 3 exons. The record is from RefSeq and is a predicted model, not a curated record. NCBI's taxonomy places the organism in Eukaryota, Metazoa, Nematoda, Chromadorea, Rhabditida, Strongyloididae.
AUGGAUGGUGAAGUUAGCAAUGUAAAAGUUUGUGUAAGAUGUAGACCAUUAAGUAAAAAAGAAAUUGAACAUAAUGAAAAAAUUGCAGUAUUUGUAAAUAAAAUUGAAAAAAAUAUAACAGUUAAAAAUGUUAACAAUCCAGAGGAAACAUCAAAAACAUUUACAUUUGAUGAAAUAUUUGAUGUAGAUUCUAGUCAAAUAACUGUAUACAAUACAGUUGCUCGACCUAUAGUUGAAAAUGUAUUAAAAGGUUACAAUGGAACAAUUUUUGCAUAUGGACAAACGGGAACUGGAAAAACCUAUACAAUGACUGGUAUUCCAGAUAUACCAGAGCAACAAGGAAUUAUACCAAAUUCAUUUGCUCAUAUAUUUGAUCACAUAUCUAAGUGUGUAUAUGUUAAAGAUUUAACUACUGUCACUGUUUCAAAUGCUGACAAUAUGUUUAAAAUAAUGGAAAUAGGAUCUAAAAAUAGAAGUAUUGGUGCUACAAAUAUGAAUGAACAUUCAUCAAGAUCGCAUGCUUUAUUUACUGUUACCAUUGAAUGUUCGGAAAUGAUUGGAAAUACUCAGCAUUUAAUACAAGGAAAAUUACAUCUAGUUGAUUUAGCUGGAUCUGAAAGGCAAUCGAAAACAGGUGUAACUGGAAUUAGAUUAAAGGAAGCUUCAAAAAUUAAUUUAAGUUUAAGUACAUUGGGAAAUGUUAUAAGUGCGUUAGUUGAUCCAAAAAGUACUCAUAUACCAUAUAGGAACAGUAAAUUAACAAGGUUAUUACAAGAUUCUCUUGGUGGUAAUUCAAAGACCUUAAUGAUUGCUAAUAUAGGACCUGUUGGUUAUAAUUACGAUGAAACAAUUAGUACUCUAAGAUAUGCAAAUAGAGCUAAAAAUAUAAAGAAUGUUGUUAAAAUUAACGAAGAUCCUAAAGAUGCUUUAUUGCGAAAGUUUCAACAGGAAAUUGAAUUAUUACGAAAACAAUUGGAAGGAGGUGAAAUUGACAAUAGUGAAACAAGUGAUCAAGAAUUAGAUGAAAUUACUCCACAAUCAGAAGUAAAUGUUGAAGCUUGUGAUGAUCGUUGGAAUGAAAAAAUUGCAGAAAAAGAAGCUGAAAUAAGACAAAUUCGUUCAGAUUUGGAGAAACAAAUAGGAGUUACUGAUGGUGAAAGAGAGAAAUUAAUCCUAGAACUUCAAUCUAAAGAAGAUGAACUAGAAAAAAGUCGUAAAGAGCAUAAUGCUUUAAAAGCAAAGUUACAUCAAAUUGAAAAGAAUUUAAUUAUAGGUGGUGAGAAUUUACUUGAGAAAGCUGAAAUUCAGGCAAAAUUGUUGGAGGAAAGUAACAUUGAAUUAGAACAAUCUAGACAAAGUGAAGAAGAAUUAAGAAAAGUAUUAAAAGAAAAAGAAGCUGAAAGAUUAGAUAUUGAAGAAAAAUAUUCAUCCUUGCAGGAAGAAGCUAAUGGCAAAACAAAAAAACUUAAAAAAGUGUGGACUUUACUUUGUGAUGCUAAAGAGGAAUUAAAGGAUGUCCAAGAAGAACAUCAGAGAGAAAUGGAAUUACUAUUGGAUAAUGUUAGGCAAUUGAGAAGAGAAUUGAUGUUGUAUUUAACUAUUAUUGAUAAUUACAUUCCAGAAGAGUAUUUAGAAUUAAUAGAAAAACAUGUAUCAUGGAAUGAAGAAAUAGGCGAAUGGCAAUUAAGAGGCAUUGCAUACACAGGAAACAACAUGAGGUCUACAAAGGGUGUCGUACCAAAAGUGGUAAAAAGAGAAGAUUCUCAAAUGAAAAAUGUUUAUCUUAGUUAUGCAAAUAUUUUAGGUGCAAUGACACAUCCUCCAUCUAUGGCUUCAAGAACCAAAGCUCGAUUAAAAAGUGCCAAAAAAGAACGUAGUGAUGCUGCAUUGAAAGCAUUAUUAGACUAA